This is a messenger RNA of Candidula unifasciata, 423 nucleotides long. The record is from the annotation of a GenBank genome assembly. NCBI's taxonomy places the organism in Eukaryota, Metazoa, Mollusca, Gastropoda, Stylommatophora, Geomitridae.
AUGUCAACAAAAGUUGUGGAGUGGUUGGUUAGAACAGGGGAUGAACACCGGGUACAGACAUUAAUGAUACACCAGGUACAGACAUCAAUUAUACACCAAGUACAGACAUCAAUGAUGUACCAGGUACAGACAUCAAUGAUACACCAGGUACAGACAUCAAUGAUACCCCAGGUACAGACAUCAAUCAUACAUCAGAUACAGAUAUCAAUCAUACACCAGAUACAGACAUCAAACAUAGACCAAAUACAGACAUCAAACAUACACCAUGUACACACAUCAAACACACCAUAUACAGACAUCAAACAUACACCAAAUACAAACAUCAAACAUACACCAGAUACAGACAUCAAUCAUACACCAGAUACAGACAUCAAACAUACACCAGAUACAGACAUCAAACAUAUACCAUAUACAGACAUUUAA